AUGGACGGGGGCAAUAGCCUCAAGAUCUUGUACGUUGAGACUCUCGACGCCAUGUGCAUCUCGUGGUCCAAGUUCCACACCUCAGUUUUCCUAUUCCUUGGUAUCGUCCCGGGCAUGAGGGCGUACCCCCUGGGGAACAUAGACUUGCAGGUCACGUUUGGCGACCAUAGCAACUUCCACACUGAGACCCUGAUCUUCGAGGUGGUAAACUUUGAGAGAUCGUACCAUGCCAUCCUCGGGCAUUCGUGGUACGCCAAGUUCAUGGCGGUCUCCAACUACACCUACCUCAAGCUGAAGAUGCCUGGACCGAACGGCGUCAUCAUGGUGAGUGGCUCCUUCAAGUAG
This is a messenger RNA of Panicum hallii, 345 nucleotides long. RefSeq lists its product as uncharacterized. The transcript has a single exon. The record is from RefSeq and is a predicted model, not a curated record. The coding region runs from base 1 to 345 and encodes 114 amino acids. NCBI's taxonomy places the organism in Eukaryota, Viridiplantae, Streptophyta, Magnoliopsida, Poales, Poaceae.